Lytechinus variegatus (green sea urchin) is the source of this 2085-nucleotide messenger RNA. Its product is annotated as monocarboxylate transporter 3-like. Gene Ontology annotation, biological process: transmembrane transport. Gene Ontology annotation, molecular function: monocarboxylic acid transmembrane transporter activity. The record is from RefSeq and is a predicted model, not a curated record. The coding region runs from base 655 to 2085 and encodes 476 amino acids. NCBI's taxonomy places the organism in Eukaryota, Metazoa, Echinodermata, Echinoidea, Temnopleuroida, Toxopneustidae. The transcript is spliced from 5 exons.
ACAAGGGCGUAGUCAUGGGGUCCGCUGGGGGCACGUGAAUCCUCCCGCGGAUGGAGAGGCUUUCCGACAAUUUGCACACCUCCUACUUUCAGCAACUGAUUUCCAAACGUUGGUUCACCUCCCAAAGGUGUGCGCCUCCCACACGUUCCACCUCCCUGGGACGUGCACCUCCACACCACUUUCGUUCCAACUCCCCAGGAUGAGCACCUCCCCCAAACCAGCCUACGCCCCAGGGCAGGGUUGGAGUAUGAUAUUUGCAAUCGUAACAGAAUUAACACGUGCUGGACGUUUCAAUAGACACAACGAGCGCAUGAAAACAUCAAAAGAAUUGAAUGUGGGCCUACAACUUUUGGCAGUCAUCCAUCAUCACAAUUAACUCACUGGAUACUGGAACUUCAAAUCUCCAAGCGUUUAGGCCCCAGCGCAAAGUGUGCAUUAAUUGCGAAAUGCCCUUUAGUGGGUUACGUCCUAAAGCAGAUCGCCCGGCACUUCGAACCAUUACCUUCUCCAUUGAGCAUUUGAAGACGGAAAACAUCGCAUAGAAGGAUAUUGCUGAAAAUUCCACACGUGUUGCCAUCGGUCGGUGAAUGAACUGUGACAGAUAUCAUCGAAAUUCCGAACUCUUUGUUGUAAGAACAGAGCCAAGGUCUGAAGAUGGACACGACAAACCAGGGCUUGAGGACGUCCAUCCUCCGGAGUGUCCCCGUGGUGCUGCUGAUCUUCCUGAUGGCAUGCGCUCAAGUUGGCACUGUUAAAUCUAUCGGCAUCUACCUCAAAGACAUCUCAUACAGUCUUGGGACCACCUCCACGGACAUUGGAUUUGCACUUGGUCUUUUUGCCGCAUUUAGCUACUUCCCAGCUCCGCUGAUUGCCGCCCUCUAUCGUUUAAGUUGGACUCGACGUCCUCUCUUGAUUGGAGGAUCCAUUUUCAUAUCUCUAGGGGUCAUGCUAACAGCUUUGGCUACUGACAAUGCUUUGAUCGCUGUUUAUUUAUCAAUUUCUGGAUUGGGACAUUGCGUGGUCAGUAUAUCGGCAACAAUCGCCUUAAGUCAAAUGACAAGCGAGCAUACCUUCAACUUAUUGUUCGGGUUUGGCAUGAGCGGGUUCGGCUUGGGAAUGGUUCUUUUACCACUCCUAGCUGAACUUUUGGGUGAAGUUUACGGUUGGAGAGCUGGCAUACUUAUUUUAGGUUGCUUGAUGGCUAACCUAGUUCCUUGUGCCCUUGCAAUAAGACUACCCGUGGCCGAAAGUCGACCGGUGGACCAAAGCUUGAUUUACCAAGAACUUGAGCACAGUGAAGAUUUUGAGGAAAGUUUAGUAAACAACUGUUCGACCGAGGAAGAAGAAAUCGCUCCAUUAUGCCCCAGAGGUGCAGACUUCAAUCAGGCAGGUGUUGGUGAAUCUUCAAUAUGCUCUUCAUCAGUCAACAGAGUCAAGAUGGAAUCACGUAAAAAUGAAACGAGUGCAAAGCGAACCCUUGGGAAAUUACGUGAUAGUUUUUACCGGUCUGAUUUUUACAGGGACCCUGUUUUUAAUUUCAUAUUUCUUACUUCUGUCAUGUUGGGAAUCGUCUACUGCGGCUGGCAUUCUUUUCUGGUACCCCAUGCAUUUCAAAGAGGUUAUUCAGUCCGUGCUACGAUACUAAUGACAUUCUGCGCAUCAGUAGGAAACUUUCUAGGAAGACUAUUGGCAGGCGCCCUCUCCGGUCACCUCGCCAAUCCAGUCACCCUUUGCCUCGGUGCUACGCUUUUGAAUGCCUUUUCUAUUUUGUGUGAUGCAUUCCUUCAAGAUUACUAUGUGAUGAUCGUUACGGCGUGUAUAUCUGCUAUAUGUAUUGCUGGAAUAUCUGUCCUUUCGCCUCUAUCAGUGAAGAAGAGAGCAUCAUCUGGAAGCUUUGAUGUUGCAUUCGCAGUCAACGAUCUAUUUUUUGGCCUUGGUACCUUUUUCGGUGGCUACCUAUCAGGUGUUGUUGGCGGAGUCUUCCUGUCAUACGAUGCGAUAUUCAAGUUCCUUGGUGGUGUACAAAUCGUGGCCUUUGUUCUAAUGCUGCCAUAUGCUGUAUUUGAGAAACCAGCCGAACUGUGA